GUGCAAUAAAGUUAUUUGUAUCCUGACCCUGUGACACCUAUCCCUUGCUGAGGUUGUUUCCUGUUAUGCUGUCAUUAGGCUGUCAAAACAGGUAGUCGAGGAAUUCUCCAGCAAGGCACGGAGUGACAGAGCAACGAGGAAAUUCCUGUCACUUUGGCUUCCAUGGUUGCCGGGUAACAGCUGGGCUUGGCCAAGAAAAAUGAUCUUAUGCAGCCUCUGUGUCUGUAUAUAUAGAGAGGCAGCUUGCAUAGCACAGACAAAGCUGCAAACAGAAGAACGAGUGGGACCAAAGAGAGACGGCAAAGAACAAAAAGUCUACUGCAACCAUGGGCAUGCUGCUGAGUCGGCUCUAUCAAACUCUAAUGAGCUUUUCCGGUACCAAGGCUCGAAUCCUUAUGCUGGGUCUGGACGCAGCUGGGAAGACCACAAUGCUAUACAAGCUGAAGUUGAAUGAAACGGUCUGCACCAUCCCCACCAUUGGAUUCAACGUGGAGACCGUGGAGCCCAUCCGGAAUGUGUCCUUCACCGUCUGGGAUGUCGGAGGCCAGCAAAAGAUCAGAGCUCUGUGGAAGCACUACUUUGUUAACACAGAUGGACUGGUGUUUGUGGUGGACAGCGCCGACUGGGAGAGGUUCCAAGAAGUCAGGGAGGAACUGGUUGCCAUCUUGGAAAAUGAUGAAAUGAGAGGGGUGCCAUUUGUGGUAAUGGCCAAUAAGCAGGAUCUUCCUGGUGCCAAAAGUCCAAGCGAUGUGGCAGAGGCGUUGGAGCUGAAGAAAAUUCAAGGACACCAGUGGCAUGUUCAGGGGUGCUGUGCAGCCACUGGGGAUGGACUUGUGGAGGGGCUGGAGGGGCUCACAAACAUGGUGAAACAGUUCCAAACAAGAAAACCUUACUGAGCUGGGUGUCCUUCAGCCUCCUGUUUGACACAAGUAUACAGAAUAUUCACCACGGCAAGGCAAGACUAAACCAUGGCAUGAUUAGUGCUUGAAUAAUACCAGCAGCUGCUGUCCGAUUAAAAAGCUACUCACCGGAUCAGCUGGAGUCACCUGGACAUUUAAGUCUUUAAGAUCUACUUUUGAGGGUAAUGGAACUUGACUAAUUUGUGAAUUAAUCUGUUGUACUGCAUUACUCACUUUGCUGUUAUACAUUUCUGUGAUGAAGGCUCUAAUUUCAUGUACAAUUUAUUACAUUGUAAUUGUCUUACAUAUUCAUCUUCAAUCAUAAAAUGUUUAUUUUUACAAACAA
Spea bombifrons (plains spadefoot toad) is the source of this 1245-nucleotide messenger RNA. RefSeq lists its product as uncharacterized. Gene Ontology annotation, cellular component: cytoplasm. Gene Ontology annotation, biological process: vesicle-mediated transport; intracellular protein transport. Gene Ontology annotation, molecular function: GTP binding; GTPase activity. The record is from RefSeq and is a predicted model, not a curated record. The transcript has a single exon. The coding region runs from base 327 to 896 and encodes 189 amino acids. Lineage: Eukaryota; Metazoa; Chordata; Amphibia; Anura; Pelobatidae.